GAAAUCGCUUGUUAUCACAGUUAAUUGGACUUCUUCGGUCGGUUCAGUUACAUACGAAACAUUUGACACAAUACCGAUCAUCGUUGACCAUAUCGAAUUUCACGAAAUGGCAUUGAAGUCCGUUGUUAUCUUUGCUUUGUUGGCCGCUGUCAAUGCUGGCUAUGUACCUGCUGCUCCACUGGCAUAUCAUGCUGCUCCUGUUGCCGCUGCCGCCGCUGUGGUCAAAGGUGUCGCUCCAGUUGCUCAACAUGUAUUAACCAAGACCGUUGAAGAAUAUGAUCCUCAUCCUCAAUACAAAUUCGGCUAUGGUGUCCAAGAUGCCGUGUCUGGUGAUACUAAAACACAGGUUGAGGAGCGCGAUGGCGAUGUUGUUCGUGGUGAAUAUUCCCUGAUUGAUGCUGAUGGUUACAAACGCACCGUUCAAUACACUGCUGAUCCAGUCCAUGGUUUCAACGCUGUUGUGAGUCGUGAACCUUUGGUUGCCAAGGCUGUCGUUGCUGCUCCCGCUGCCGUAGUAAAGACUGUUGCUCCUGUAGCUCAAUAUACUGCCCCCGCUGCUGUGGUUAAGACUGUUGCUCCUGUUGCCCAAUAUGCUGCUCCGGCUGCUGUUGUUAAGGCAGCUGUCCCAGCCUAUACCACAUACUCUGCCCCUGCUGUGGUGAAAUCAGCUGUGCCAGCAUACACUACCUACACCAUUCCCGCUCAUCAUUAGGAAAUCGCUAUAUUUUCAACUAGACUGAUAUAAUGAAACAAAAAAUAAAUUAUUAACUUUUAUUG
This is a messenger RNA of Musca domestica (house fly), 777 nucleotides long. RefSeq names its product larval cuticle protein A2B-like. The record is from RefSeq and is a predicted model, not a curated record. The coding region runs from base 107 to 712 and encodes 201 amino acids. Gene Ontology annotation, cellular component: extracellular matrix. The transcript has 2 exons. Lineage: Eukaryota; Metazoa; Arthropoda; Insecta; Diptera; Muscidae.